UUCACUAUCAGGCACAAUUCCAGUACCCAGCCAUAUCCCGCCACGUCUCGGAUCGGUUGAUCGGUUUUCAUCCAUGUCAUCAAGGAUAAACAAUCGAGAGUCAACCGGACAUAAUUCUCAGCAAGACGGAAAAUCUCCUCCUCCCCUUCGCAAGCAGCGCUCAGCUUUGGCUACUCAACCAGGACCCCCAGGCCCUCGUCUACGAAUUCUCAUUUGGAUGGCUCAGUUUUACCACACUUACAAGAGGCCACUAAGGUAUAUCUUGGACCCACCUUUGUUGGAUCCACGCAGCAACGAAAAGCUCGGGUGGGACGCGCUUGUUAUGGUUGUUGUUUUAUACAGUGCCAUUAUUGUGCCCGUGCAAAUGGGUUUUCCUGAGAUACAGCUAGGUGCCACGGUACGAACAAUCGGGGUUUUUACUGAUGUUUUAUUUUUUCUAGACGUACUACACAACUUCUUCGUGGGGUAUUACCCAGAUGACGAUGAGAAUAUGAUUCGGGAUCGUUUGCUUAUUGCGAAGCGCUACCUCGCUUCGUGGUUUCUUCCAGAUGUGCUCGCUGUCAUCCCUCUGGACUAUUUUCUUGUCCAAAGCAGUGGAAGUAAUUCAGACACUGUCGAUGAUGGAGACAGCAUCUCGAACGCGCAAGUUCUCUCGUUACGGCUCACACGACUAGUCCGACUCUUACGCAUUACGAAACUAACACGGUUGAUCAAGCUGCGUCAUUUCGUUGCAAAAAUUGAGGAAGCUUUCGAUCUUGACGCUGUAUUAGCACGGGUAACCAGGCUUAUCGGACAAGUGUUAUUAGUGACACAUAUCUUUUCGUGCUUUUGGCACCUCAUCGGCUUUACUACGGAAGAUGAAGGGGUCACUUGGAUGAUCGAGACAGACGUACGUGACAAGAGCGUCAGUGAUCGAUACAUUUGCAGCUUCUACUGGGUGGUGGCAACUCUAUGUGGGGUGGGCUAUGGAGAUGUCCAUGCAACCAAUAGAACCGAGAGACUUUUCUCGAUGGCGGUAUCAAUCGUCGGCGCCAGUGGCUAUGGUUUGAUAAUCGGCAGCCUCACCAAAAUUUUAGAGAAUUGGCAUCGUGAAACUACGACUCGUGCACGAAAACUCAGUAUGAUUCAAGCGUUUGUUCGAAAAAAGCGGCUACCUCGGAACCUGAAGGGCAAACUGAUGCGGUACUUUCGUCACUAUAUAGCCAAAACGAGUGCUUUUGACGAACGCGAGUUGCUGUGCGAGUUUUCACUAUCUCUUCGAGGUGAAAUUUUGCACGAGACAUACAAGAAUACGUUUUUUCGUAUCCCAGCUUUUCAGCGGCUCAGCACACAGUUUGUUCUAGACAUGGCAAUGUUUAUCAAGCCUCUUAUCGUUGUAAAGGGAGAUAUUCUCGCUCGAGAAGGGUGCGUCGGGACUGAGAUGUUUAUCCUUAACACUGGCAUUAUUGAAGUCAGACGAAUAUCCCCCGACCAUACUGACUGGAUAGUAGUGCUGGAAGUUCUGACCGAAAGAGGGGUAUUCGGCGAGGCGUCCUUGCUUCAGUAUGCCCCACACACCAAUUCUUACACAGCAAAGGCUACGAGUGACCUUUUCACACUCCCUAAAGAAGUUUUUGACCAACUAAUCGAGGAAUUCCCAGACGCUGAGCGCACAUUGCUGAACUACCACCAAGAACGUAGCAAAAUGUACGAUUUCGUAUUCGAGCAGACCCUUGCUCGCUAUCGUAUGUAUAUCGCCUCUCUAAACAGUGAUCCGGUAUCUGGAGUUACCGGGCUCGAAAAUCUGUACCCUACACUAACAGUUUUGCUUGAUGGCGUACUGAAAAGUUAUCGGUCGUUGCCUCUGCCAGUACUCCAGGCUCUUGAUCUUCAGUUGUCCAUGGGAAUAUCAGUCUUCAAUUCGGCUAAUGAGAAGAUGAAUAUGAUCUGGCUGCUCUCUCAGGAUACCAAGUCUGGUGAUCCACAGUCGAUUUGGCAGCAAAUGAAGUGGAAAAUACUCACGCCGAUCAAUCCUUUCCAUUGGUCAAAGCUCAUGUGGGAUAUUGUCACUAGUACACUUCUUCUGUACUGCGCAAUCGCUGUACCAUACGAAGCUGCGUUUCUCGGUGUAGAUGGAGACACAAUCAGCCCCGGAAUGGACAUCUUAGUCGAAAUAAUAUUCACGCUGGAUAUCAUUAUCAAUUUACGUACCGCUGUGGUUAUUGAUUUCCGUGGUGAAAUUCACACUGUGCUCGAGCGAAGAACGAUAUGGCGCGAAUACCUCAGAGGUUGGUUUUGGAUGGAUCUGUUGUCUGCGCUUCCAGUAUCGGUUGUUGUUGCAAUCUCUGAUGAGUCGAUUAAAACAACUGGAGCCUCUGGAUCGUGGGUUCUCGCAAUGGUCAAUUCUUUUCGGCUGCUCAGACUAACGCGAGUCUUUAAGUUCAUCCACACGCUUCAGCGUGAAGAAAGCUCAACAGCGCUAGGAGCGACGAUAGCUGCACACCACACUACUGCCCGAGUCGUGCGUCUCAUUUUUCGUGUGGGAUUUAUCGCACACGUAUUAACCUGUGGGUAUUUCUUAGUUGCACGUAUUUCUCGUAGUGCUAAUGGAGGUCCGGGUAUCCAGUCUUAUUUUCCUGCUGAACAAAGCUCAAAUGGCGAAAUGUAUAUUUACUUUCUCUAUUGGGCUGUAACCACGAUGACAACGGUGGGUUACGGUGAUACCAUACCGCGCAAUAUUACUGAAGUUGCGUAUGUUUCGAUCGGAGUUUUAAUCGGCGCUUCGACGUUCACCUAUGUGGUUGGUACUUUAUCCAGUGUCGUUGAAGAGUUGAAUGAAUCCUCUGACACUUUCCGAACACGAAUGGAUCACCUCAAGGCUUAUCUCCGUGAACGAAAAAUCUCCCAACCAUUGGCCGAGCGACUUCGACGAUACUAUGAGUACUAUUUGUUGCAGCGGGAUGAUGAAAACGAAGAAACGAUUCUAGCUGCGCUCUCGGAUGAUCUUCGUAGCCAACUGGUCUUGCAUUUAAACAGAGAUGUUGUGAGCAAGAUUAGCUUCUUCGCGACACAGGACGAUGCGUGCGUGAGCUACCUCAUGGGUAUUUUGGAUCCAGAAUUCUGUACGCCAGGCGAGUACGUGUUUAAAGAAGGACAGGUAGGUCGUCACAUGUAUUUCCUCGUCAAAGGAGCAGCCGAGGUGGUGUUUAAGGCCGGCACCAGUGAGGAGCAAGUGGUGGCGACUUUGCUUGAAGGCAGCUACUUUGGCGAAAUUGCUAUGCUCACACGAUCCAAGAGAGCUGCCAGUAUUCGUGCCAAGACGUACAUGAGUCUGUUUGUGCUCAGUUUGCAUGGCCUCGACCGGAUUUCGAUGCAUUAUCCAGAGAUGGCUCACAAUAUUAUCCAAGAAUUCCGCAACAAGAUUACGCACAUCAAAAGCACGUCGGUGAAGCAGUUAGGGUCCCUUGUUCAAGAAGAUAUCAAGCAGGCACGAGUACGGAGCGGCUUACUCGCAGCUUCAACUGUGGCUGUCUCGGGUAAAGUAAUUGGAGAAAAUCGCGGGAACGGCACGGAACUGCACAAUACGCUUGGUGAGCUCGAAAGCAUUUUAGGUCGAAUUGUCGAGAUGUACGGAGGUGGCGAUCGUGGCAAACGCAAAGCGCUUACAUGCGUCAUGCAAUAUUUGCACAAGUAUCAGUUCUCCAUCGACGAUUUCCUCCAAGCCGCUGAAGAGCUAAACUACGGGUCUGUGCAACCUGCUGCCACUAAAAACACCACGCCGAAUGAGGUAAUCAAUAGCCUGCAAAUGCGGAUGCGACGGCGAUCAUCCUUCACACCACAAUAA
Molecule: messenger RNA, 3823 nt
Organism: Phytophthora nicotianae INRA-310
Lineage: Eukaryota; Oomycota; Peronosporomycetes; Peronosporales; Peronosporaceae
Exons: 1
Coding region: 74-3823 (1249 amino acids)
Biological process (GO): regulation of membrane potential; potassium ion transmembrane transport
Cellular component (GO): membrane
Molecular function (GO): voltage-gated potassium channel activity
Source: RefSeq, a predicted model, not a curated record